This is a messenger RNA of Drosophila obscura, 6651 nucleotides long. RefSeq lists its product as uncharacterized. Gene Ontology annotation, biological process: membrane protein ectodomain proteolysis; Notch signaling pathway. The coding region runs from base 6 to 4622 and encodes 1538 amino acids. Gene Ontology annotation, molecular function: metalloendopeptidase activity. The transcript has 8 exons. The record is from RefSeq and is a predicted model, not a curated record. Lineage: Eukaryota; Metazoa; Arthropoda; Insecta; Diptera; Drosophilidae. Gene Ontology annotation, cellular component: plasma membrane.
GCCAGAUGAGCUGGCUGCUGGGGCUCCUGGCGCUUUUGUGGGUGCCCAGUGAGCUGCUGGCCGUUCCAACGCCACUCAAGCUGCCAGGCUACACCCACAAACUGACGCCGUACAUCAAACACUGGGAGGCGGCGAACUUCGAUCGCAGUGUGCUGCAGGCAGCCCAGCUCAGGCACUUGGAGCAGGCGCGCUUCCGCCAAAAGCGUCAAGUGGAGCCCACACCGUCGUCGACGUCGUCGCCGCCAUCGUCCUCGAGUGGAUUAGCGCACACAAUAAGAUUGAAUUUCUCGGCCCAUGACAGAGAUUUUCGAUUGGUGCUGCGUCAACAGCCGCAUUCGGUGUUCGCCCACGAUGUGGAAAUCGAGAACACACUGGGACCCAUCGACUACGAUGUCUCACGCAUUUACACCGGCAGCUUGGAGGACGAUGAGGCGGCCCAUGUGCAGGCCAUUCUAACCAGUGAUAAUCUGCUCGAUGGCACGAUUGAAACCCAAGCGGAGCACUAUUACAUCGAGCCAGCGCAACGCUACUCCCAGCAACUAGCCGAGAGUGGCGUCCACAGCAUAGUCUAUAAGUUAAGUGAUGUAAAUAUGCAAAAGGAGCACCUCGGAGGCGGUCUGAGCUCACAGGUGCCAACGAAGACGCACUGCGCCAGCGAAAAGUUGCGAAAAAAACGGUGGCUGCCCGAAGAGGUGGCCAUGUCUGAUAGUCCGAGGCCCACAUACAAUCGUAACCCGCCUUUGCCAUUAGAUCUGGAGGUGCCCUACAAUGAUGAUUUUCGUGUACUGGCCUCCGAAGAGGAUCGGAGCGAUGAGAGGCCAACUAGAAGAUAUCCAACGACCUCGACAACGAGAAAUACUGGCCGCAGCACCGAAAGUUUUCUGGCCACGCUGACGAAACCCACGUCUAACCGCAAUAUACUUGUAAAUAACUAUAAUCCCUCCAAUGUCGGUGAAGGCAGUCGCAGCUACAACAGCAAUAAUGCCAAUAAUAACAAUAGCAACAACAACAACAGCAACAACAACAACAAUGUGCGUAAAUUGUAUACGAAGCACAAGAACAUAAUUGUAAGCACAUACAAUCGUCCCAUCGAGCCAGAGUUUGGCACGCCCUACGAAGAGCCAAACAACAACAGCAGCAGCAACGGCAACAGCAACGGAAAUCUGCCAAGUAAUUUCUUCAAUGCCAACUGGACAACGCUCUUCCUGGGCAACAACAACAAUGGCAACAGCAACGGCAACGAUCGGCCCAGCCACAAGACACACGUUGAGAUUAUCACAAAAAACGGGGCCACCAAGAAACCAAACAUCAUUGUGAAUAACUACAAUCCGGAGAUUAUAUUCGCACCCAAUCCACACAAUCCGAGCUUUAACAGCAUGCUGAUGACGAAUUUGCUGAGCGGACGGGGCGAUGAUAUACACAGCUCGCCCCGGCUGCUGUACGAUCGCAAGACCACGUGCAUGUUGUAUCUGCAGGCAGAUCACACAUUCUUUCAGAAAAUGGGCUCCGACGAGGCCUCCAUUGAGGCCAUCACACGUCAUGUGCAGCGCGCCAAUUCGAUCUAUCGGAAUACGGACUUUAAUAACGAUGGCAAGCCGGACAACAUCACGUUCAUGAUAAAGCGCAUCAAGGUGCACAAUAUGAAUGCCAUGAAGGAUCCCAGCUAUCGUUUUCCCGGCAACUAUGGCGUGGAGAAGUUCCUGGAACUGUUUUCGGAGGAGGACUACGAUGCCUUUUGCUUGGCCUACAUGUUUACCUAUCGCGACUUUGAGAUGGGCACCUUGGGACUGGCCUGGACGGGUGAUCUGAAGAAUGCUGGCGGCGUUUGCGAGAAGAAUGGACACUAUCGGGGUUCCCUGAAGUCCCUCAAUACGGGCAUUGUGACGCUCUUGAACUAUGGCAAGCAUGUGCCGCCCGCCGUCUCACAUGUGACGUUAGCUCACGAAAUUGGCCACAAUUUUGGCUCCCCGCACGAUCCGGAACAGUGUACGCCGGGUGGGGAGGAUGGCAACUUCAUUAUGUUUGCCCGUGCCACCUCCGGAGACAAGAAGAACAACAACAAGUUCAGCACCUGCUCGCUGAAGUCGAUUGAGCCCGUGCUGAAUGCCAAAGCGCGUUCCAUGAAGGGCUGCUUCACAGAGCCACAGUCCUCGAUUUGUGGCAAUGGCGUCGUCGAGCCGGGAGAGCAGUGCGACUGCGGCUGGGAGGAGGACUGCAAGGACUCUUGCUGCUUUCCCAUGUCACGCCAGCCACGCAUAGAUGAGACGCCCUGUACUCUGACGCCGCAUGCCCGCUGCAGCCCUUCCCAGGGCCCAUGCUGCACCACCGACUGCAAGCUGAAGUUUGGCGACAAGUGUCGAGACGACAAUGGCUGUCGGGAUCCCUCGUUCUGCGAUGGCCGUGUACCCCAGUGCCCUCCGUCAGUGAACAAGCCCAACAAGACGAUCUGUAACAAGGAAUUUGUCUGCUAUAUGGGCGACUGUACCGGCAGCAUUUGCUUGGCCUACGGCCUGGAGUCCUGCCAGUGCAUACCGGGACCUCAGGACGAUCGGAUCAAGUCGUGUGAGCUGUGCUGCAAGCUACCAGGCGAGGACAACCCGUGCAGGAGUUCCUUCGAGUGGAACGAGGCGCCAUUCGAUGUCCCCGAUAUGUACUCGAAGCCAGGCACCCCAUGCAACGAUUACAAUGGAUACUGUGAUGUCUUUCAAAAGUGUCGCGAGGUGGACCCAUCUGGCCCGCUGGCCACGCUGCGCAAGCUGCUGCUCUCCGAGGAGAGCAUUGCCACAUUCAAGAAGUGGAUGGAGCACAACUGGUAUACGGUGGCCUUGGCUGCCAUUGGCGUCAUUUUGCUGCUGAUACUGAGCACAAAGCUGCUGGCGAAACGAUCGAAUCUGAAGCUUAAGUCGGUUACCAUCAUACACAGCGCCACCACGGAGACAGUGCGUCUGCCGGAGAACAACAAUGGGGUGAUAGUGCACACCGCAGUGCGGACAAAGGUGCCCUUCAAGAAGAAGGUGCGUGGCGAGCGCAGCAAGAAGUCGGGAAUGGGCGCGGUAGCGGGAGCUGCUGCUGCUGCUGCCACAGUGGCGGGAUCACGUGCAGCAGGAAAAACUAGUUCCAGUACAGAGCCAAAGAAGACGCAAAGAUCGCAAGGUAUUGGCAAGAAGAAAUCGCUGGAGGAUGAGCCCAAAAAGUCCAACAAGAAGCUUGGCAAGCACAUGAAGGAAAUCAUCGAUUACUCGCAUCGCAACAACAACGGCGACGAUGCCUCCAAUCUGUCGACGGCCAACAAUCACACCAACACCUUUGGCAAGGUGCAGAAGUGGCUGCUGGAGUCGCCAAUUGUGGCCCAGCCGCUGUCGCACAUCGAGCACAGCUCCCGGGUGCGCAAGGUGAUGAGCAAGUCGCAGUCCACGCCGGAACGGCUCGUACAAAAGCCCCCGCAGAAGACCAAAUCGAUGGGAAAUCUGUCCAACGAGAAGGUGAAACUGCAGGUGGUCUACAAGCCACCGUUCAAGUUCUCCCUGCGUCUGUCCAAGAAGCCCAAAGUGAAGACGCAUGUGGUCGCAGGUCGGCCCAAACGAGGCCAGAAGAGCAGUACGCGUAGCACUGGACAAACUGCCUCCAAGGACAUCACGGCGCGCACCAAGCGGAGUGCGCUGCUUCUGUGCAAUGAGGCCGAGGACGAUAACCAAAUCCUGACGCUCAACGAGCCCAACUACGAGACGCUGAAGCCUCCGGUAGCGUCACGUGCCACAGAGCACUGCUACGAGAAUGUGGAUCUGCAGGGUGAGGCCUCCACAUCAAAGUCCAGCAGCAGCAGUAAAGUUGCGCCCAGCUCUAACAGGGCCAGCUUGGAGGGGCCAACGCUAGCACCGGCACUAGCUCCCCCAGUUCCUGUACAGCGCAGCUCGUACCGCCGUUCCAACUCGCUGUCCACCCACAAUCCCUUCGCCGUAGCCCCGCGACGUAGCAGCAGCAAAGUGAAAGCCGAUGCCCAGGCCGCUGGCGGCUCUGUGAAUCUCACGCGCAACUUUGGCAGCACCCAAAACCUCAUCAAUCUUAGCCAGAACCUGGCCAAGACCAAGAAGCGGAGCAGCCUCAACCUGAAGGCCAGUGGGCCCAAGAACGGCAAAGAUCCACCCGUGAGCACUGCCACGCCCCAGCGACGUUCCACCUCCAAUGCGAACCUGCGCAGGGACAGCAGUGCCUCGUCGAAGGCGGCGCCAGUGCCGCCGACGCGCAACUCGCGCAACAGCUUCAGCAACAUUCCGCGCGCCAGCUUAGGGGGCGGUGGCUCCAAUCCCACAACAGCAGCCGGUCCGCCCAGCUUCUCGCGUCAAUCUUCCAGCAGCACUACAACGACAAGCUCGUCGAUUGCGGCGGGAGCAGCGUUACCCGCCCUGCCGCUGCAGCAAUCCGCCUCGACCAGCGCCAUGCAACGCCAACCGCCCGCCCAGCCGGGGCGACGAAGUCUCCACAACUUCCGGACGCGCUCAACGGCACCGGCGUCCGUGGCUGCACCCAAGCCAGCAGCGGGGACGACAACCACCACAGACAACAAUGAGCUGCCAUCGGACCUGGAGGUGGUCGUGUCUGACGUCGAGAAUCUGGUUAGCUAAGAGCAGCAGCAGCAGCUACUCAGCGGUUGCCUCUUGUGUGUUGCUAACCAAACAACCAACCAACCAACCAAGUGAAAGUGAUAAGUCUUAAUGUUAGUUAUACAAAUUGUCGCAUAGGUUUACAUGCAUGCAUGCAUAUACGAGUGUAUAUAUAUAUAUUUGUAUUUGUAUUUAUGUACAUGCAAAGAUAUAUGUAUGUAGAUGUACUUUACACUGCCUUAAACUUGCCGUUUCUGCUGAAUAUGUGAAUACCACCACGCCCACGCCCAGUCACACACAUCCCAAGCACACACACAAACACACACACACACACUGGCUCUCGUACAUAUCCCCCGACCAAGGCUCGCCUCUAACCCAAACACACACAGAAUCAGCAUCACACAACGCUCUGCCGCCUACACACCCACCCACCCACACGCACCCAUUGAAGGCCACCGCAAAUUCCAAACCGCCAGUCGCACUCACCUCACCGCACGUUGUACCUUCUACCGUUUACUGUUGUAUUGUAUUCCGUAAACUGAAACUGAACUUUGCCUAUUCGAUGGGGGGGACUCCUUCACUUGCCGGGAUGCUUCUGUGAAUAUUAUAUCCAUUCCAGAACUGUUGAAACAUCUCGAUUGUGGAGAGCCUUCCAAAAUAGGUGGCAGGAUUAUGUUCACAAUCACUCUCGUUAUGUUAACUGCCAAAUCUGGGCGGGCAUCUGUUUGAAACUAAUUUUUAAUACAGUAUUAUGUACUCCUAAUAUUAUGUACCUACCUACUACUUACAUAUGUACACUAUAUACCUAUAGUUUUGCCUACUCUCUUUAACUUUCGAACAACGAUCGGAUCAACUCAUCUGAACAAACACACACUAACACACACACACACACACACACACACACACACGAGAACAAUACAAGGUGCUAUUUUAGUAAUGAACUAAACUUAAAUGAUUAACCAAGAACUUUUCAAAACAUCCUUUGCAUAUUUUUCAAGAUCAAAACUAAGAUAAGAAACAAUUAGGACAGACAGACAGUCAGAGGGAGAGGUAGCCCAAGUAGAUUUUAGAGAGAGAGAGAGUGUCAGCUGGUGAGCGCAGAUUAGUUAUACGGCAAAGUAGUUAAAAUGGAUAGCCAACGAUAACUGUCAAUACAAAAUCAAAAGCAAUAUGCAUCGAAGUUAGUUUUUACAUGUAGCACUUGCAGUAAAUCGACAUAGAAUACAUACAUAUAUGUAUUAGCCAGCCACGCCACGCCACGCCCCCACCACCCCACCACCCACAUUCAUCCCGUCAAAAGCACUUGCAUAUGUACUGUCAGCACGCCUCGAACAAACCACAUAGAGAGACCGAGAGAGAGAGAGAGAUAAAUAAAUAAUACAUACCAUUGCCACUAUCGCCUUCGCCAAAUCAGUAGCAGUAGUAGUGUACAUACAUACUAUACAUAUAUACUAUAGGUACGUACAUAGGAUAUCAAAUGGAAAUAGUUUUUAUAUGCAAUAAUAACAAGUUAGAGCAAUGAACAGAGCAAAACAAUAAUGAGGAGGACACCUAACGAUAUUCAUAUACAUACACACACACACACACACACAUUUGUAGGUAUAUACUAUAUAGUCACAUUUCGUAUCGAAUCACAAAAGCGGCUUUCGAAUUAAAAAAAAAGAAAAAACUCACUUCACACAGAAAACAAAACAAAACACACACCUAAAACUAAAACAAUAACGAUUUGUAGUCUAAGACAAUGAUUGAUAUUUGUAGCUAUAUGAAUGUGUAGGAAAUCGGCGUAUCAAAUUGCAUCCAUACUAUAUAUACAUAUAUAGACUAUAUACAUACAUAAAUACCCGUACAUAAGGGGCGUGCAAUACCAUUGCAACUUUACCAGCAUUUGGGUAUAUUUUUGUGGAAUAUACAAACCAUUAUUAGAUUAAAGCUCCAGCUCAAGAAACCCGAUCUACAGAACAGAUAGACAGACAGAUACAGAUACAGACCAGACCCCCGACCCGAUAGUUAACGCGCUCGUGUAGGCCAGUGAGGAAACGGAAACGGCAAC